AUGCGGGUCGAUUUUUUGCUCAUCACCCUGGAGCAAGAAACCUGGCAGGAGCAAGGUGCAGGCAGCCACCGUCAGCUUGAAGCAACUCGCCUGGCUUGCGCAGGGCAUCUCGCUUUGGACAACCCCAGCAACGCCCAGCGGCUGGCGAGAGAGCUCUUGCGCUUGGCUCAGGUUGAGGCUGCGCCGAAGGUGCUUGCACGUGCCACCACUCUUUUCGCGUCUGUGCAGCUGGCAGCAGGCAAUCUGGAUUCCGAGACUGGUGCCCUUUCACUAGCAGAGCAGGCUACAAGGCUGUGUCGCGAGUCGGGUGAUCUGCAGGCAGAAGCCAAGGCCGUUCUGAUGCUGCUGCAGGCCACAAGGCGGAAACUGGAGAAGGCUCCGUUGUCUGGCCAAGACGGGGCCAAAAGGACAUGUCUUCAAGCGAUGCAGAUUGCCUUCAGAUUGGCUGAGCUGCAAACUGGCCUGCAAUUGGCGGUGGAACUGCUUGAGCACCUGGCGGAGGUGAUGGGUACAUGUGGAACGGCCUCAGAGGCACUCCCACUCGCCACACGGUUACGUGCAGUGUGCGAAGAAGAUGCCUCCCUUCAUGCGCCAGUUCUUGCGACAACUGCAGGGAUCAUGUUCAAGAGCAGCCGCUGGAAUGAGUGCUGCACUUUCGCGCAAGACGCGGCCCGCCUCUUUGAGGAGAGCGGCAAGCAACACCCGGCUGCCUGCGCCUUGUCACUUGUGGCUCAGGCGCAGAUGAAGCUGAAGAAGUGCAGUGCCAGCAGGCAGAAUGCGCGACGUGCUCGGAGACGAUUCGGAGAAGCGGGAGAUCACGAACAAGAGAUCCGGCUACGCCUGGUUGUCGUGCGAGCUUGCUUAGCCAAAGACGAGAGGGGUAAUCGGCAACAAAGGGAUGCAUUCCGAGAGGCCCAGGAAGCUAUGAAAAUGGCAGCAGAAUUGGGUAAGCCAGAUCUCAUGGUGUCCACUCUUGCAGCCUAUGCCAUGGCAUGUUACGAGAUGGACCAGCAUGAUACUUGGUUCUAUGGUGCAAAGGCCAGUGAGAAGCUUGAGCAAUACGCCAACGCCAAGCGGUACGUGGAAAAGGCGUUGGAGCUGGAGGCAGCCAUAGAAACAGCUGGCAUCCCGGAGCAGGGAAUCAUUUCCGAAGCAGAAGCCGCUGACAUGUUCAGCGAGUGUCGGACGCUUUCCGACUCCUUGCAGAGGAAGCUCCUCUUCACGCGUGCCACGGCCCCACUGCUCGCGCAGGAGAAGUGGCAGCAGGAUGAGAACCGUCGAGCACCGAACUCGCAACGAGGCGGCUUCUUCACUGCGUCAGGUUUCAAGUGCCCGGCUUGUGGCGGGGCCAGGCAGCCGACCAACAGGUCUGACAGGAAGAGCACGGCCGAGACCAAGCACGAGGUCAAGCGGGAGGCCGCUAGGCCGGCAAAGCCAGCUGUGCAGGGUGGGUUUUUGAACCGCGCGAUGCAGCGAGAAGAGGAUGCUCCUCUUCAACGCAGAAUACAACAGAUCACGGGCCAGUUGCUCGGCUUAGAUUGGCAGACGAUUGAGGGAGACGUUCCUCUGAGCGACAUCGGCCUCUCAAGCGGGGCAGCAGUGAUGCUCCGGGAUGAGCUGCAAGCAGAUGUGCGAGGCAUUAAGCUGCCUCCAACUUUGUUCUUCGACUAUCCCACCAUCAACGAAGUCCAUCCAAAAGGCCUUGUGGUCACAAGAUGCCCUGCGCCCAGCCUCGACGACAAGCUUCCUGCCCCCUCCAAAGCGACGCUGGUCGCCGCCUUCCAAGUCCCCUUGGAGGCGUCUCCAAGGAAAAAGGGAAAGAAGCAUCGGCACUCGACGGAUCUGGAAGACCUGCCGCCGCCCGCAGCUCCUGACUUGCCGGCGGUUCCAAGGUUUGGGCAGCGCCAGGCCCAGAGGCUCGCGCAGCGCCCCGUCGCUGCCUUGCCGCGCACUCCGCAGUUCUUCGUUCGGUUCGGCCCGCCGAUGACUGCCGAGGACCUCACACACGAUGCGCCAUCCGUGCUUGUGGAAUCCAGAAAGCUGAUUGAUGACGUGCUGGAGCGCCGGGACAAGCUCCAGUCUGCUCCCGAUUAUGUCGCACCUGACACCCCCUUCUGGCGGGUUCCUGCCAAGACACGGAACAAGCGGGGCCCCAAGUGGGACUUUCAGCCGGAGGAGGAGGAGGCACCUCAGGAUCAAGCUGAGGCUGCUGAGCAACUGAAGGGCAUUCUGGACCUGCACAGCGAGGAAAAACUGGGCCCUACGCCGGGAGGUCGCCGCAGGUCAGAGCCGUUGUCGCCCAGCAAUGCGACCUCCAAGCUCGUUCGCCUCGGAGACCAGGCGGCCGCUGCCCCCGCGGAGGCGGCAGAAUCUACCGAAGGUUCCUCCAGUCAGCCGGAGGCAGCGGCAAGCAGUUCUGAGCCGGAGCCAUCGGUCAGGCAGCCGUCGAAACGUCCGGAGGAAAGCUUGAUCACCUCUCUGCGCCAAAAAGCUGCAGAGUAUGCACGAACUGGGGUAGACCCCGAGCUGGUGGAGAGCCUGUCUGAGGCUCUGCAGCACCACCCUGGCACGGAACGGGAUUUUGAAGCUCUGGUCCUGGAGGGCAGGGCAUCUGUAUCAACCAUCAACGAGCUGAUCCGUGCCCAAGGGCUGCAGGGCCGGAUGGCAGAUGCGAUGCAGACGCAUGACACCAUGAAGCUGCACGGCUAUGCUCCGGACUCCGAAACCUUCGUUUCACUUCUGGCAGGGGCAGCCCAACAAGAGGAUGCUGCGCUUGCGAGACGCCUCUACCUCAAGAUGCGAGAGCAACUGAUCACCGCAACUCCGAAAGUGUACGCCACCCUCAUGCAGGCGCAUGUCCGUGCAGGAGACACUGCUUCUGGAUAUGCCUUGCUUCGGAAGAUGGAAGACGAGUCAAUUCAGCCUGACGUGGUGGUUCACACCGUGCUCAUCAACGGCCUUGUGAAUGAAGGGCGCAUCGAGAGAGCUUGGGAGGAGUUCCAUGCUGCCAGGACAUGGAAGCUCAUCCAGCCUGAUGAGGUCUUGUUUACUGUCAUGAUAAAGGCAUGUGCCAUCAUGCAAGAAGCUGAGAGGGCCCUGAAUUUGCUGGAUGACCUCCGGACUUGUGGGCUCUACCCCACCGACAUCACCUAUGGCGAAAUCAUCCAUGCGGUUUCUACCACGACGGACCAUGCGAAAAAGGCCUUUGACUUCUAUCGCCAGAUGCAGGCUGAAGACUUGCCCAUCAGUGCUUUCGUUUUUGAGCACUUGCUGGAAGCUUGCCGGCAACUGGGAGAUGCCAAGCGAGCACGGAACAUUGUGGAAGAGAUGGGCGAGCACAAUGUGGUCCUGAGCCCUGCCAUGUACUGCAGUCUGGUGGGGGUCUUCGCCACGGCGAUGCGACGGCCCCACAUCGCAGAUGUGGAGAGGUUGCAAAACCUCCGGCACGCUUCCGGGCAAGUUUUGAGCAUGAUUUGCAUAAUAUGA
This is a messenger RNA of Symbiodinium pilosum, 3486 nucleotides long. Lineage: Eukaryota; Dinophyceae; Suessiales; Symbiodiniaceae. The record is from the annotation of a GenBank genome assembly.